UGGAACGAGUCCUCCUUCGCUACUGUCCUUCUCAGCUCUGCAAGAAUCUCUCAUAAUGGCACGUCAUUUAACUCGAUAAACUCACCAUGUAACGUUCAAUGGGUUUUUUUUUACAUUUCCAAACGCAUUUCUCAUUAUUUGGUCAAUAUGAAAUACACCUGAUAUUUUCGUUUUGCACUUUACGGUUAGCUUGGAGCCUAGCAGGAUAAGUAGGUAAAGGCAGUAGAGGAGCCCAUCAUCAGGUUAACAGUCGCAUUAGCCAGGGAGCAGCGCCUGGAUAAACUACUGUCGUUGCUGUGAAGGUGCGUUUCUUCCCAACAGCUAUGGAAGGAGUGCUUUAUAAGUGGACAAAUUACAUGACAGGAUGGCAACCACGCUGGUUCGUGCUAAACAACGGAAUCAUUUCAUAUUAUGACUCUCAAGAUGAUGUGUGCAAAGGCAGCAAGGGAAGCAUAAAGAUGUCUGUGUGUGAAAUUAAAGUUCAUCCAAGCGAUAACACCAGGCUGGAGCUGAUAAUCCCUGGAGAGCAGCACUUUUACGUGAGAACUGUAAACGCUGCGGAGAGGCAGAAGUGGCUGGUGGCUCUGGGCAGCUCGAAAGCAGGACUUAUCGACACAAGAACCAAAAAAGAGAGAGAAUUAACAGAGACUAAGGAGUCACUGAAAACCAAGAUGUCGGAAUUACGACUGUACUGUGACUUAUUAAUGCAACAGGUUCACACUAUUCAGGAGUCUGUGGAACACGAGGGAGAGCAUUCAGAGAUGAGGAAGGAGGCAUCAUCUCUGCUGAGUGCCACCUGUAAUACCUUCAUUCAGACACUGGAGGAAUGCAUGAAAAUCGCCAAUGCCAAGUUCCAGACGGACAUGCUGCAGCUGAGUCCUUCAGACCCUCUGAUGUACCCCGUCUCUCCUUCCCCCGUCCAGAUGGCCAGGAUGAAACGAUCAAUCAGCCAUCCAGGCACCUACAGUUAUGACAGCACACUGGAUCUCCUCCACCUUCCCUCAAGGUCAAGUGUGUCGAAGGCAUGUGUGGUGGUUCAUGGGGUAUCCCAGAGACGCACGCGUACGUGCUCGGAUACGGAAGCUCUUAGUGACGGUGGAGGAGAGGAGAUGGAGCGUGAGUCACUACCCAUAUACACACGUCACAUGCUGUUCAGCAAAGGAAGCACGAACGGCAGCGCCAACACAGCCAUCCCAGAGGAGAGCAGCACGGCCUCUCGCUUUGCAGCAGAAACAGACACUCCAGAGUCGGACCUGUCACUCUGAGCGUGUUGGGCCUGUGUUCCUAACCCAGAACCAGCGGACCCGUCUUGCCCACAGCUUUCCAUAGGGGUGCUGUUGGGAGUGUUCUUUCCUCAACGAAGCAUUUUGGUGCACUUUAAUAAUGAGAAAGUGGUGGAAAAACAUGUCCAAUUUGAACGUUUGUAUUUUUACACGUAUUUCAGAUUGUUCUUUGUUCGCCAAAUCAAUGUUAUGUUUUCGGUUCCUGAUUUUUGGCCGUUACCAGCUCACUUUAGUAAAGCGUGCUGGUAUUUCAGUUUCGAUUUUCCAGGUGGUGGAUGUGUUGGUGCGUGGGUGGGGGUGGGUGUGUAUGCGGACACUAAUGAACGCUUUCUUGCUUUGUAGUUCACUUGCCACGCCCCAGUGUUAGCUAGUUUAUUAACACAUUGUUUAUUUAUUUUCAUAAGUUGCCAGAUUUUACAUGUCACAUCCCUUAAUGUAAAUGACUUUUGCCUUAAAAUUUAUUCUUUGCAUGAAGGAUCUGAUGUAUUGAUAAAUGUAGUGUAAAAAAGGAAUUAAAAAGGUAUAGGAUGAUUUUUUUUAAACUUAUUUAUUUUUUCUGUGCCAUUACUGUUGACAGUGUGACAAUAGCGACAGAAGGGACUGAAGCAUAUUGCAUGCCAGUUUGCCAAAUCUACCUUUGCCCCUUCGGGACGCUUUUGGGAUCAUUACUGUCCAGGAUUGUACUUCAUGCUGCACAACCCCAGCUACCAAAUACAACAAGGGUUUUUUAAACCAUUUACAACAUCAUCAGGUUUUGUGCUGUUCAGAGCACCCCCACCCUCUGCCGGGCCUGAAGAAUAGGUCCUUACGAGUUCUGGCGCUAGGUUGGAGAAUUGCAGGUGGAGUGGUCCAGAUGGAGCCGAGCGCGACACAUUGAGCUGUAGCUGAAUUAUCGUGAUCACCUGCUUACACUGCAGAAAGAACUGCAGAACUGGAAUAAAGAGCAGAGAAGCUCUUCUUUCACCCGA
Electrophorus electricus (electric eel) is the source of this 2251-nucleotide messenger RNA. It is a transcript of the gene plekha3, whose product is annotated as pleckstrin homology domain containing, family A (phosphoinositide binding specific) member 3. NCBI's taxonomy places the organism in Eukaryota, Metazoa, Chordata, Actinopteri, Gymnotiformes, Gymnotidae. The record is from RefSeq and is a predicted model, not a curated record. Gene Ontology annotation, cellular component: recycling endosome; trans-Golgi network; early endosome. Gene Ontology annotation, biological process: endosome organization; receptor recycling; retrograde transport, endosome to Golgi.